Messenger RNA from Condylura cristata (star-nosed mole), 1440 nucleotides. It is a transcript of the gene ACSM6, whose product is annotated as acyl-CoA synthetase medium-chain family member 6. Gene Ontology annotation, cellular component: mitochondrial matrix. Gene Ontology annotation, molecular function: fatty acid ligase activity; fatty-acyl-CoA synthase activity. The transcript has 10 exons. Gene Ontology annotation, biological process: fatty acid biosynthetic process; acyl-CoA metabolic process. Lineage: Eukaryota; Metazoa; Chordata; Mammalia; Eulipotyphla; Talpidae. The record is from RefSeq and is a predicted model, not a curated record. The coding region runs from base 1 to 1440 and encodes 479 amino acids.
AUGAGGGGCCAGCUCCAGCUCUUCUCUUUGGCCCAGUGUGCCCGGCUGGGGUAUGGAACCUUCUGCAAGCCAAGGAGAACGUUUGCAACUUGGUCUUUCAGAUCUCCUGAUCACAGGACCCCAGGCCACGCAGUGCCCCAGCACUUUAAUUUUGCAAAGGAUGUGCUAGACCAGUGGUCCCAACUGGAAAAGGAUGGACACAGGGAAGCUUCCCCUGCCCUCUGGGAGGUCAAUUCCAAAGGAGAAGAGGAUAAAUGGACCUUUCAGAGGCUGAGUCAUUUCUCCCAGAAGGCAGCCAGCAUCCUCUCAGACACCUGUGCCCUCAGCCGAGGGGACCGGCUGAUGAUAAUUCUGCCCCCAGCACCGGAAACCUACUGCAUCUUGCUGGCCUGUGUGCGGUUAGGAAUCACCUUUGUGCCAGGAACACCCCAGCUGACUGCCAAGGAGAUUCUCUAUCAGCUGCACAUGUCUGAGGCCCAGUGCAUUGUGGUCAACGAGGCUGUGGCUCCACUGGUGGAGUCUGUGCUGUCCACCUGCCCGGCCUUGAAGACCAAGCUCCUGGUAUCAGAUAAGAGCUAUAAUGGGUGGCUGAAUUUCAAGGAUUUGAUUCGGGUCGCGCCCCCAAAGCAGACCUGUGUGGGGACCAAGACUCAGGAGCCAAUGGCCAUCUUUUUUACCAACAGAACAAGUUCUCCCCAAAUGGUCAAGUUUUCCCACUAUCGUUUGGGAAUGGGAUUUAGCCAGACCUCAAGACAGUGGAUGGACCUCCAGCCAACAGAUGUCUUCUGGUAUCUUGGUGAUGCCCUCAGUGGAACCUUGUCAUUGAGCAGUGUGUUGGGAGCUUGGCUCCAAGGAGCUUGUGUGUUUCUGCAUCACAUGCCAACCUUCUGCCCCGAGACUGUUCUAAAUGCCUUGCACAGAUUCCCCAUCACCACUCUAUCUGGAAAUCCAGGGACAUAUAAGGAACUGCUUCAACACAAACAUUUCAUCAGCUUCAGGUCCAGGAGUCUGAAGCACUGUGUGUCUGCAGGAGGAGCCAUAAGCCCCAGGAUGAUAGCUGACUGGAAAUGCAUCACUAAAUUGAACAUCUACGAAGGCUAUGGGAAGACUGAAACUGGGCUGCUCUGUGCUACUUCCAAACAAAUGAAAUUAAAGCCAGGUUCUCUGGGAAAGCCAUUGCCACCUUACAUUGUCAAGAUUGUGGAUGAAAACUCAAAUCCCCUGCCUCCCGGGGAAGAAGGAAACAUAGCGGUUGUUGUGCAAUGGAGGGAGCCAGGCUCCGUGCACUGUCCACAAGUGGUGAACUGGGAGGAAUACACUUCAGCAAGAGGCCACAUGCUUUACCUCACAGGGGACAGAGGCGUCAUGGAUGAAGACGGCUACUUUUGGUGGACUGGUAGAACUGAGGGGGCCCCGUCAAAACAUAGCCACCAGCAAUAA